Protopolystoma xenopodis is the source of this 231-nucleotide messenger RNA. The record is from the annotation of a GenBank genome assembly. Lineage: Eukaryota; Metazoa; Platyhelminthes; Monogenea; Polystomatidea; Polystomatidae.
AUGCUCGAGCGGACAGCCGGUCGGCUGGUCGGCUGGUCGGCUGGUCGGCUGGUCGGCUGGUCGGCUGUUCGGUCAGUCGACCGACAAGUGUGCCUGCCCGUCAGUCUAUCUUUGAGUGGCUUGGUCAGACGGACUGUCGGUCACUCGGUCGAUCGGUCCGUCGGCUCGCCGCCUCGACUGUGGAAUGCUCGUGCGGACAGCCGGUCGGCUGGUCGAUCAGUCGUCCAUUAA